Messenger RNA from Protomyces lactucae-debilis, 234 nucleotides. Its product is annotated as NADH-ubiquinone oxidoreductase B18 subunit-domain-containing protein. Gene Ontology annotation, cellular component: mitochondrion. The record is from RefSeq and is a predicted model, not a curated record. Lineage: Eukaryota; Fungi; Ascomycota; Taphrinomycetes; Taphrinales; Protomycetaceae. The transcript is spliced from 2 exons. Bases 1 to 234 code for a protein of 77 amino acids.
AUGCUCGAGUCAGUCUUGGGCGGAUCACAGCUCCCGUCACAGGAGGAGAUGGCCAAAGCAAAGCUUCCCUUGGGCUCCCGGGACAACUGCGCGCAUCUCCUCAUUCCGCUCAACAGGUGCCGGAGUGAGACCUUCUCCAUGCCCUUCAAGUGCGAGGACGAGCGACACAGCUACGAAAAGUGCCAAUACGAAGAGUAUGUCGAAGCUUCACCUAGAUCAAGAAGGCAGUGCUGA